AUGGAGGACGGACAGGUGGGAGUAAAAAAAUCAGAUGGUACGGUUACUGCAAAACACAAGGGGCCGACAGUGAAACCAGAAUUAAGGGCUCGAAAGAGAUGGCUCAAAGAUGGGAGCCCAAGCCCAAGGCAAGCUGACUUGUAUCUAGCUGGUGAAGUUGAUCUGCCUCCCAAGCUGCCGCUCUUCUUCCUGUACAUGAUGCAAAGUUCCAGGACCGCACGCUCAGAGGAGGACCGUGAAGGCCUCUGGGAUGCCUGGGGCCCUUGGAGUGAGUGCUCCCGCACCUGUGGUGGGGGUGCCUCCUACUCCCUGAGGCGCUGCCUGAGCAGCAAGAGCUGUGAAGGAAGAAAUAUUCGAUAUAGAACAUGCAGUAAUGUGGACUGUCCACCAGAAGCAGGUGAUUUUCGAGCUCAGCAGUGUUCUGCUCAUAACGAUGUCAAGUACCAUGGCCAGUUUUAUGAAUGGCUUCCUGUGUCCAAUGAUCCUGACAACCCAUGUUCACUCAAGUGUCAAGCCAAAGGAACCAGCCUGAUCGUUGAACUAGCACCAAAGGUCUUAGAUGGUACACGAUGCUAUACAGAAUCGCUGGAUAUGUGCAUCAGCGGCUUAUGCCAAAUUGUUGGCUGUGAUCAUCAGCUGGGAAGUACCGUCAAGGAGGAUAACUGUGGGGUCUGCAACGGAGAUGGGUCCACCUGCCGGCUGGUCCGAGGGCAGUAUAAAUCCCAGCUCUCUGCAACUAAAUUGGAUGACACCGUGGUUGCCAUACCUUAUGGAAGCAGACACAUCCGCCUCGUCUUGAAGGGGCCAGAUCAUUUGCAUCUGGAAACCAAGACGCUCCAGGGGACUAAAGGUGAAAAUAGUUUGAGCUCUACAGGCACUUUCCUUGUGGACAAUUCUACGGUGGACUUCCAGAAACUUCCAGACAAAGAGAUACUGAGGAUGGCUGGGCCACUGACAGCAGAUUUCAUCAUCAAGAUCCAUGACUCGGGGCCUGCAGACAGCACGGUCCAGUUCAUCUUCUACCAGCCUAUCAUCCACCGAUGGAGGGAAACGGACUUCUUUCCAUGCUCAGCAACCUGUGGAGGAGGUUACCAGCUGACGUCAGCUGAGUGCUAUGAUCUCCGGAGCAGCCGUGUGGUUGCUGACCAGUACUGUCACUACUAUCCAGAGAACAUCAAACCCAAACCCAAGCUUCAGGAAUGCAACUUGGAUCCUUGUCCAGCCAGUGACGGAUACAAGCAGAUCAUGCCUUAUGACCUCUACCAUCCCCUUCCUCGGUGGGAGGCCACCCCGUGGACCGCGUGCUCCUCCUCGUGUGGGGGGGGCAUCCAGAGCCGGGCAGUUUCCUGUGUGGAGGAGGACAUCCAGGGGCAUGUCACUUCAGUGGAAGAGUGGAAAUGCAUGUACACCCCUAAGAUGCCCAUCGUGCAGCCCUGCAACAUUUUUGACUGCCCUAAAUGGCUGGCACAGGAGUGGUCUCCGUGCACGGUGACAUGUGGCCAGGGCCUCAGGUACCGUGUGGUCCUCUGCAUUGACCACCGAGGAAUGCACACAGGAGGCUGCAGUGCGAAAACAAAGCCCCACAUAAAAGAAGAAUGCAUCAUACCCACGCCCUGCUACAAACCCAGAGAGAAACUUCCAGUAGAGGCCAAGCUGCCAUGGUUCAAGCAAGCCCAGGAGCUAGAGGAAGGAGCUGCUGUGUCUGAAGAGCCUUCGUUCAUUCCAGAAGCCUGGUCGGCCUGUACUGUCACCUGUGGUGUGGGGACCCAGAUGCGAGUAGUAAGAUGCCAGGUGCUCCUGUCUUUCUCUCAGUCUGUGGCUGACCUGCCUGUGGAUGAAUGUGAAGGGCCCAAGCCCGCGUCGCAGCGCGCCUGUUACGCAGGACCAUGCAAUGGGGAAAUUCCGGAGUUUCACCCAGAUAAUGCAGACGGACUCUUGGGUGACCUGCAGGACCUGGACGAGCUGUAUGACUGGGAAUAUGAGGGCUUCACCAAGUGCUCUGAGUCAUGUGGAGGAGGUGUCCAGGAGGCUGUGGUGAGCUGCCUGAACAAACAGACCCGGGAACUUGCUGAUGAGAACCUUUGUGUGACCAGCCGGCGGCCCCCACAGCUCCUGAAAUCCUGCAAUUUGGAUCCCUGCCCAGCAAGGUGGGAAAUUGGCAAGUGGAGCCCAUGUAGUCUCACCUGUGGGGUUGGCCUGCAGACCAGGGAUGUUGUCUGCUCCCACCUACUUUCAAGAGAGAUGAACGAGGUGGUUGUCCUGGCUGAUGAGCUGUGUCACCACCCCAAACCAAGCACAGUACAAGCCUGCAACCGCUUCAAUUGCCCCCCAGCCUGGUACCCUGCGCAAUGGCAGCUGUGUUCCAGGACCUGCGGAGGAGGAGUUCAGAAACGUGAUGUUCUUUGCAAACAGCGCAUGGCUGAUGGCAGCUUCCUGGAGCUUCCGGAGACCUUUUGUGCAGCCUCCAAACCAACCUCCCAGCAAGAAUGCAAGAAGGAUGACUGCCCCAGUGAGUGGCUUCUCUCAGACUGGUCAGAGUGCUCUGUGAGCUGCGGGGAGGGCACCCAGACUCGAAGUGCCAUUUGCCGGAGGGUGCUGAAAACCGGGGCCUCCACUGUGGUCAAUUCCACCCUGUGCCCUCCCCUGCCCUUCUCUUCCUCCAUCAGACCCUGCAUGCUGGCAACCUGUGCAAGGCCUGGAAGGCCUUCCACGAAGCACAGCCCUCACAUCGCAGCUGCACGUAAUAUAUACAUCCAGACCCGCAGGCAGAGGAAGCUGCAUUUCGUGGUGGGAGGAUUUGCUUAUCUGCUUCCCAAAACCACUGUGGUGCUCCGGUGUCCCACACGCAGAUUCCGCAAGCCCCUCAUCACCUGGGAGAAAGAUGGUCAGCACAGCAUCAGCUCUGCUCACGUCACAGUGGCCCCUUUUGGCUACCUGAAGAUCCAUCGCCUCAAGCCCUCAGAUGCCGGCAUCUACACCUGUUCUGCAGGGCCCGCCCGGGAGCAGUUUGUAAUUAAGCUCAUUGGAGGAAACCGCAAGCUUGUGGCCAGGCCCCUGAGCCUUUGGAGUGAGGAGGAAGAGGCCCUGCCGGUGAGGAAGGCCAAUCCGAAGGAGGUCUUGCAAACCCACAAACACCAAAAUGGUAUCUUCUCCAAUGGCAGCAAGGCUGAGAAGCGCGGCCUUACUGCCGACCCCGGGAACCGCUAUGAUGACAUUGUGUCUAGGCUGCUGGAGCAGGGCGGCUGGCCAGGAGAGCUCCUGGCCUCGUGGGAGGUGCAGGACUCCGCAGAAAGGAACGCAUCCUUUGAGGAGGACCCCAAUACUGAACAGGCUCUCUUGCAUCUGCCCUUCACCAUGGUGGCUGAGCAGAAGCGCCUGGAUGACAUCCUCAGGAACCUGUCCCAGCAGCCUGAGGAGCUACGAGACCUCUACAGCAAGCAUCUGGUGGCCCAGCUGGCCCAAGACAUCUUCCGCAGUCACCUGGAGAAUCAAGACAUGCUUCACAAGCCCUCUGAGCAGAGGUUUCCUCCCGUGGCCAUCCCACCUCAUAAACACGUCUCUAGCUUCAGCAGCUCCCUAAGGAGCUCCUCUGGGGAAGCUGGGAGUGGCUCCCGCAGGCCUCACCGCAAGCCCACCAUCUUGCGAAAGAUCUCAGCGGCACAGCAGCUUUCGGCCUCCGAGGUGGUCACCCACCUGGGGCAGACUGUGGCUCUAGCCAGCGGGACCCUGAGUGUGCUUCUGCACUGUGAGGCAGUAGGCAACCCAAGGCCUACCAUCCACUGGACCAAGAAUGGAGAAGCGGUUCAGUUCAGUGACAGGAUUCUUCUACAGCCGGAUGACUCCUUACAGAUCUUGGCACCAGUGGAAGCUGAUGUGGGUUUCUAUACUUGCAAUGCCACAAAUGCCUUGGGAUACGACUCUGUCUCCAUUGCUGUCACACUAGCAGGAAAGCCACUAGUGAAAACAUCUCGAAUGACUGUGCUCAACACAGAGAAGCCUGCAGUCAUGGUGGAUAUCGGUGGCACCAUCAGAACAGUGCGAGGAGUGAAUGUGACGAUUAACUGCCAAGUGGCAGGUGUGCCUGAAGCUGAAGUCACUUGGUUCAGAAAUAAAAGCAAACUGGGCUCCUCCCAGCAUCUGCAUGAGGGCUCCUUGCUGCUCACAAACGUGUCCUUCUCUGAUCAGGGCCUAUAUUCCUGCAGGGCAGCCAAUCUUCAUGGAGAGCAGACUGAGGGGACACAGCUCCUGAUUCUAGAUCCCCCCCAAGUCCCCACACAGUUGGAAGACAUCAGGGCCUUGCUCUUAGCCACUGGACCGAACCUUCCUUCAGUGCUGAUGUCUCCUCUGGGAACACAGCUGGUCCUGGAUCCUGGGAAUUCAGCUCUCCUUGGCUGCCCCAUCAAAGGUCACCCCACCCCCAAUAUCACCUGGUUCCAAAAUGGCCGGCCAAUUGCCACUGCCCCGGGGCUCACCCACCACAUCUGGGGAGCUGGGCAGAUCCUCCGGGUUGCAAAUCUCAGUGGAGGGCCUCAAGGGGAGUUCAGCUGCCUGGCUCAGAAUGAAGCCGGAACGCUCAUGCAGAAAGCAUCUUUGGUGAUCCAAGAUUACUGGUGGUCUGUGGACAGACUGGCCACCUGCUCGGCAUCUUGUGGUAACAGAGGGGUUCAUCAGCCCCGCCUCAGGUGUUUGCUGAACAACACGGAGGUUGACCCUGAGCACUGUGCGGGAAAGCCUCGGCCUGCCGUUCAGCCUGUUGCCUGCAACCGCAGAGACUGCCCUUCUCGGUGGAUGGUGACUUCCUGGUCUGCCUGUACCCGGAGCUGUGGUGGAGGUGUCCAGACCCGGCGGGUGACCUGUCAGAAGUUGAAAGCUUCUGGGAUCUCUACUCCAGUGUCCAACGACAUGUGCACCCAACUGGCCAAACGGCCUGUGGACACCCAAGCCUGUAACCAACAGCUGUGUGUGGAAUGGGCUUUCUCCAGCUGGGGCCAGUGCAAUGGGCCUUGCAUAGGCCCUCGCCUCGCUGUGCAACACAGACAAGUCUUUUGCCAGACCCGGGAUGGCAUCACCUUACCAUCAGAGCAGUGCAGUGCUCUCCCCAGGCCUGUGAGCACCCAAAACUGCUGGUCAGAGGCCUGCAGUGUACACUGGAGGGUCAGCCUAUGGACCCUGUGCACAGCGACCUGUGGCAACUAUGGCUUCCAGUCCCGACGGGUAGAGUGUGUUCACGCCCGCACCAACAAGGCUGUGCCUGAGCACCUGUGUUCCUGGGGGCCCCGGCCCGCCAACUGGCAGCGCUGCAACAUCACUCCAUGUGAAAACACUGAGUGCAGAGACACCACCAGGUACUGCGAGAAGGUGAGACAGUUGAAACUCUGCCAGCUCGGCCAGUUCCGAUCUCGCUGCUGUGGAACAUGUGGCAAGGCAUGAAGACAGGGCACAGGGAUGAACUCUGCCCUGGCCACACAAAGGACUCAUACAGCCACCCUUGAACAUGA
Molecule: messenger RNA, 5498 nt
Organism: Peromyscus eremicus (cactus mouse)
Lineage: Eukaryota; Metazoa; Chordata; Mammalia; Rodentia; Cricetidae
Gene: Adamtsl1
Product: ADAMTS like 1
Exons: 30
Coding region: 1-5430 (1809 amino acids)
Biological process (GO): extracellular matrix organization
Cellular component (GO): extracellular matrix
Molecular function (GO): metalloendopeptidase activity
Source: RefSeq, a predicted model, not a curated record